UGUCGGUACUAAUCUCUCGUGGUCGAGUCACAGAUUGAGUACUCGCCACAUGCUGUUACUGACCUCAGAGCAGCAGACCUUCUCGUCUGUUUAUCUCCAGAAUAGCAAGCGCUUAAUCUUAAUAAUAUCAACCAAUAUGAAAACCAAGAAUCUUUUAUUCUGGAUUACAGUUACUUUGCCUAGUUUGGUUCUCAUUGGAGCUGGUGCUCAAAGAAGGCAAGAAUCCGUACAUCAUUUUCAGCGACGAGCUUUGCAGGAAAAGGCGUUGCCAAGAACUAACACCACCAAGCGUCUGGCUGACUUACGCGCUCUGAUGAAGGCUAAGAACAUAUCAGCGUAUAUUAUACCAUCUACUGAUGCUCACCAGAGUGAAUAUAUAUCUCUACAUGAUAAAAGAAGAGCAUUCAUCUCUGGAUUCACUGGCUCAUCAGGAGAUGCAGUGGUAACGAUGACCCAUGCCGCCUUGUGGACGGACGGACGGUAUUAUGUGCAGGCAAAGAUGGAGAUGGAUUCGAACUGGGUGUUGAUGAAAGCAGAUGACUUAAUUACCACUGAGUGGCUAACAAAGAUUUUAAAGAAAGGCGAAACUGUUGCUAUCGAUCCAUACCUAAUGAGCAUGGAUUCUUACAAAUCUUUGAAAACGGAACUUAACAAGAAAGGCUUACAGCUAAAAAGUCUGCUUCCUAACCUGGUGGAUGAAAUAUGGACCAAUCAGCCGCCGUUACCCAAUGGCACAUUGUUCCCACUGUCACUUAAAUACACAGGCAAAACAUGGCAGGAAAAAACGAGAGAGAUUCGAUUAGAAAUGAAGAAGAAGAAGUCAUUUGCUCUUGUUUUAUAUAAAAUGGAUGAAAUCGCAUGGUUGCUCAAUCUUCGUGGAUCAGAUGUACCAUACAAUCCUGUGUUUUACUCUUACAUAAUAGUCACACUCGACCAAGUCACGUUAUUUGUCGACAAAAACAAGAUUACAACUGAAGUACGACAACACUUGCAAAUGAGUAACUGUAGUUCACUGUGUGUUUUGGUGAAGAAUUAUUCACAGAUAUUGGAUGAUUUAAAAAAUUUGUCUUCUUCAAAUGACUGGAAAGUGUGGAUCAGUCCUCGUGGCAGUCAGGCACUGGCGAUGAAUGUUAACAAGACGUCAUUGUAUCUUGAAUAUUCACCGGUUGUUUUACCCAAGUCCAUCAAAAACGAUGUUGAGAUCAAAGGCAUGAAAAACGCUAAUCUGAAAGAUGCAGUGGCGAUGUGUGAGCUCGUAGAAUGGUUGGAAAAAGAGGUUCCAAAAGGUAGAAGAGAUUUAACAGAGCUGAUGGCAUCGGCAAAGCUGGAGGAAUUCAAAAGCAAGCAGGAAGAUUACGUUAGCCCUAGUUUCUGGAGUAUCUUUGGCUAUGGUCCCAAUGCAGCUAUCAUCCACUACUCGCCAAGUAAAUCUUCUGAUCGUCAAAUUACAACAGAUAGUACGUUACUUGUGGAUACUGGCUCACAGUAUAAGGAUGGAACAUGUGAUACAACUCGAACAUUUCACUUUGGAACUCCAUCUUUAGAGCAAAAGGAAGCCUAUACUCGUGUACUCAAAGGCCUGAUUCAACUCUCUCUCAUGACUUGGCCAAACAAAACACAAGGACGAUUUCUUGAUAUCUUAGCCCGCAAGGAACUAUGGGCUGGUGGGCUUGACUAUCGGCACGGCACUGGACACGGAGUGGGGAUGUUUCUUAACGUACAUGAAGGCCCACAAGCAAUAAGCAUGUCUUGUCCCCGUAGCGGAGAACACCCGAUAGUACCGGGGAUGUUUACAUCAGACGAACCAGGAUACUACAAAGAAGGGAGCUAUGGUAUCCGCUUAGAGACAGUUUUUCUUGCAGUCCCUGCUAAAGUCAAGAGCCACAUGCCAAAUAUGUACUUCGUCACCUUUGAGGCUGCUAACUUCAUGCCUUAUGAAAGAAAGAUGAUACUGUUAGACUUAUUGACCGACYGUGAGCUCGAGUACGUGAAUGCUUAUCAUCGAGAAUCUCGUGCCAAGGUAGGCGCUCUACUCAAGAAACAAAACAAGAUGGACACUUAUGAUUGGCUAGUCAAGAGAACUGAGCCGCUCAGUCGGAAUCCUGUAUCAGAUGGAUCACGUGAUCACAUGGCGACGGCGAUUCUUCUGAUCAGCGGUUUAGCGUAUUUAUUAUUUUAAUCCAAACCAAGACUUUAUGAUAAGGCCGCUGUUCGACGAAAUAGGUUAUGCUCAAUUUCACGCGCGUUCGAUCUCGUGAUUGUGUGUGAUCGUGAGUAUAUGUGAUUAUUGGCUACAGUUUUACGCGCGUUUGACCCGUGAUUGUGCUACAUCGUGAAAGUCAUUAUCUCGUUAAAGCAAGACUGUGUGCUUGAUGAAGUUGACAAAUCCUUUUUUGACUUUUAAGCAUUUAAAUGUGAAUGAGUAUGUAUAUACUGUCCCACUAUUUUCGCUAGUACUUCGCAUUCUCUAAUCACAUGAAGCUUAUUCACACACAAAAUUCAAUAGCUUGCAAUUUCACUAUUUGAUUCAGAACACUAGAGCCGAAUUGACUUUUUGACUAAUAGAGUGAUUUAAAGAGUAAAUGGUUUGAACCCAGGUGUUGAAGUUUGUCGUAAAAUGUGAUCGUCCGUGUGAGUGUAGUCUUGAGAAAGACUGUUGUUGGUGGUGGUGACGGACGUUUCGACAACCUGAGCGGAAGUCAUCUUCAGAGUCCAGUGAGAAAAGGAGACACGGUGGAAGGUAUUUAUACCUCUGGGGUUCGAUCGUAAUGCAAACGGUAAUUAGACUUAUUUUACUUGGCCCGUGGAACAAAGUCGUAUAAUUAGUGACAAAGUAAAAGAAAACGAUGGCAUUAGUGUGUACGUCUAUGUAUUAUACUUACUAUCUUAUCACAGGAAAGUAAAAUCACUAUAGUACAACUUUAACUUUGUCAUUAUGUUAUCGAUAUCGCCAAUGUCUUUGUUAGGUAUUAUUACAUAUUCACAGAUAUUUGACAUUUGUAAUUAUGAUAUUUUAGUGUACAUCAUGUACAUAAUGAUCAUAAAAUGGGAUAUUAAAAAAUAGCACAAUGAAA
Molecule: messenger RNA, 3074 nt
Organism: Actinia tenebrosa (Australian red waratah sea anemone)
Lineage: Eukaryota; Metazoa; Cnidaria; Anthozoa; Actiniaria; Actiniidae
Product: xaa-Pro aminopeptidase 1
Molecular function (GO): metalloaminopeptidase activity
Source: RefSeq, a predicted model, not a curated record